AUGAACUCUCUGCAAUUGCUCACUAGUUGCCUUGAUCCAUCUUCUUUUCACACGUCCUCGCCCUCCAUCUUCACCUCCCGUCAACUGUUCAACUGCAAAACCUUAAAUCCCAGCUUCAAGAAUAGAACCCGCUACGGUAAUGUUAUACGAUCGGUCCUCCAAUGGAACAGAAAACCUGAAUUAGCCGGAGAGACUCCCCGUGUUGUCGUCAUCACAUCCGGUAAAGGUGGUGUUGGCAAGACCACCACUACCGCCAAUAUCGGCCUCUCCCUUGCUCGUCUGGGCUUCUCCGUCGUCGCCAUUGACGCCGAUGUUGGUCUCCGCAAUCUCGACCUCCUCCUCGGCCUCGAGAACCGAGUCAAUUACACUGCCGUUGAGGUCCUCAAUGGCGAUUGCCGCCUUGACCAGGCGCUAGUCCGCGACAAGCGUUGGUCCAACUUUGAGCUUCUCUGUAUUUCGAAGCCUCGAUCUAAGAUCCCACUUGGGUUCGGCGGAAAAGCUCUAAUUUGGGUUGUGGAUGCCUUAAAAGUCCGCCAAGAAGGUUGCCCAGAUUUCAUUCUCAUUGACUGUCCUGCGGGCAUUGAUGCUGGGUUCAUUACUGCUAUAACUCCGGCCAAUGAAGCAAUCCUUGUCACCACUCCCGACAUUACCAGCUUGAGAGAUGCCGACCGGGUAACAGGUUUGCUCGAAUGUGAUGGAAUCAAGGAUGUUAAGAUGAUUGUAAACCGAGUUCGGACGGAUUUGAUUAGAGGAGAGGAUAUGAUGUCAAUUCUCGAUGUUCAGGAAAUGUUGGGGUUGGCUCUGUUAGGAGCGAUUCCUGAUGAUGCCGAGGUAAUUCGGAGUACGAAUAGGGGGUACCCACUUGUAUUGAAUAAGCAGCCGACAUUGGCUGGACUAGCGUUUGAGCAAGCGGCAUGGAGGCUUGUUGAGCAGGAUAGCAUGACGGCUGUCAUGAUGGAGGAGGAACCCAAAAGGCGCGGCUUUUUCUCCUUCUUUGGAGGUUAGCAGAUAGCAACUGAACUCACUUCAACUGGUGCUUCUCAACUUCUGCAAUUCUUUGGAUUCCA
This is a messenger RNA of Telopea speciosissima, 1067 nucleotides long. RefSeq names its product putative septum site-determining protein minD homolog, chloroplastic. The transcript has a single exon. Lineage: Eukaryota; Viridiplantae; Streptophyta; Magnoliopsida; Proteales; Proteaceae. Gene Ontology annotation, cellular component: cytoplasmic side of plasma membrane; cytosol. Gene Ontology annotation, biological process: negative regulation of cell division. The coding region runs from base 1 to 1005 and encodes 334 amino acids. Gene Ontology annotation, molecular function: ATP binding; ATP hydrolysis activity. The record is from RefSeq and is a predicted model, not a curated record.